Molecule: messenger RNA, 2970 nt
Organism: Pocillopora damicornis (cauliflower coral)
Lineage: Eukaryota; Metazoa; Cnidaria; Anthozoa; Scleractinia; Pocilloporidae
Product: 26S proteasome non-ATPase regulatory subunit 2
Biological process (GO): regulation of protein catabolic process; proteasome-mediated ubiquitin-dependent protein catabolic process
Cellular component (GO): proteasome regulatory particle, base subcomplex; proteasome complex; nucleus
Molecular function (GO): enzyme regulator activity
Source: RefSeq, a predicted model, not a curated record
GGAGUCUGCGCGAACCUCAAACACCAUAGAUUUCAACAUGGCGCCGGCUGCCGAGAAGAAGAAAGAGAAAGAGGCAAGUGCAGACAAAAAAGACGACAAAAAAUCGAAGGAUGAGACCAAAAAAGAAGAAGAGCCUGAACUGAGCGAAGAGGACAGACUGUUGCAAGAAGAGUUGACAAUGCUUGUGGAAAGACUGUCGGAAUCCAAUGUAUCAUUACACAAACCAGCACUAGAAGCACUGAGGUCUCAAAUCAGAGCCAGCACAAGCUCGAUGACAUCUGUUCCUAAACCCUUAAAAUACCUCAGACCACACUUCUCUACAUUGAAAGAAAUAUAUGAGAAAUGGGGUGAUGGUGAAAAUAAGAGAUUCCUGGCAGACAUUAUCUCAGUACUUGGCAUGACAAUCAGUGAAGGCCGGGAGUGUCUGAAAUUUAGAAUGUUGGGAUCAAAAGAGGAACUGGAGUCAUGGGGACAUGAAUAUGUCAGACAUUUGGCUGAGGAAAUUCGUGGCGAGUACAGUGACAGAUCAGACAAAGGAGGGGGAGUGGAAGAUCUUGUCGCCCUUGCUAAAGAAAUUAUACCAUACAACAUGCAGCACAAUGCAGAAACUGAGGCCUGUGACUUACUGAUGGAGAUUGAAAGACUGGAUUUACUGGAGCAAUAUGUUGAUCAAAACAGCUUUCAAAGAGUCUGUCUUUAUCUCACAAGCUGCGUGAGUUAUGUUCCUGAGCCAGAAGAUAGUACUUUGUUGAAAACUGCAUUGAAAAUUUUUAGAGAGUUUGACCGCCAGCCAGAGGCUAUGAAGUUAGCCAUCCAACUGAAUGAUGUAGAUCUCAUCAAGGACAUUUUUCUUUCAUGUAGUGGAAGUGAUGAGAAAAAAUUAAUCCAGAGACAGAUGGCAUUCAUGUUGGCAAGACAACAAGUCUAUCUGGAGCUUGAUGAAAACAUGGAUGACUAUGAUGAGUUGGUGGAGAUCAUGUCCAAUGCACAUUUAAACAACAAUUUUCUCAGUCUUGCAAGAGAGUUGGAUAUCAUGGAGCCUAAAGUUCCUGAGGAUAUUUAUAAAACACAUCUAGAAAAUAAAGGAGUUUCAAGUGGUGUUGCAUUGGACUCUGCAAGACAAAAUUUAGCUUCCUCAUUUGUGAACUCUUUUGUGAAUGCUGCAUUUGGUGCUGACAAGUUGUUAACAGAGGAUGGUAACAAGUGGAUUUAUAAAAACAAGGAGCAUGGUAUGAUGAGCACAACAGCAUCACUUGGUCUGAUUUUGUUAUGGGAUGUUGAUGCAGGACUCACUCAGAUUGACAAGUAUUUAUAUUCCACUGAGGACUAUAUCAAGGCUGGUGCUCUUUUGGCUUGUGGCAUAGUUAACUCUGGUGUGAGGAAUGAAUGUGAUCCAGCCCUGGCUCUGCUAUCAGAUUAUGUUCUGCAUAACAAUAACAUCAUGAGACUUGGAUCGGUUGUUGGGCUUGGUCUUGCGUAUGCUGGUUCAAACAGACAAGAAGUUUUGUCCCUUAUUCUUCCCGUUCUUGGUGACCCAAAGUCGAACCUAGAGGUGAUUGGUAUGGCGAGUAUAGCUUGUGGCCUUGUUGCUAUUGGAACAUGUAAUGGAGAAGUUACGUCAACCAUACUUCAAACAAUGAUGGAGCGCUCUGAAACAGACGCCAAGGACACAAAUGCUCGGAAUUUAGCCCUGGGUCUCGGUUUGACAUUUUUAGGUAAACAAGAGGCUGCGGAGGCUACCCUUGAAGCUCUUAAAGUCAUCCCAGAACCUCUUGCGAAGUGGGCAACAAUCCUUGUUGAAAUCUGUGCAUAUGCUGGAACCGGAAAUGUUCUCAAAAUUCAGGAGAUGUUGCACAUCUGUAGUGAGCAUUUUGAACAGAAAGACGACGAAGAAAAAGAAAAGGAUUCCAAAGACAAAGAUUCAAAGGACAAAGAUAAGGAUAAAAAAGAGGCAGAGAAGCCAGAUGAUGGCAGCCACCAGGGCGUGGCUGUAUUGGGCAUCGCUUUAGUUGCUAUGGGGGAGGAAGUUGGCUCUCAGAUGGCGCUCAGAACCAUGAAUCAUCUGCUACAGUAUGGUGAACCCGUGAUACGCCGUGCGGUGCCAUUGGCUCUUGCUAUCCUAUCAGCUUCCAAUCCACAACUGAGUAUAAUCGACACUCUUAGCAAGUUGUCACAUGACAAUGACGCUGAAGUGUCACAUAACUCCAUUUUUGCCAUGGGAGUUGUCGGUGCAGGUACCAACAAUGCACGACUCGCGGGAAUGCUCCGUCAGUUGGCCAUGUAUUACCACAAGGAUGCAAACAAUCUGUUUAUGGUGCGACUCGCACAAGGAUUAGUCCACCUUGGUAAAGGUACGCUUACACUCGGACCGUAUCACUGUGAUCGCUCCUUGAUGAUGCCUGUUGCCGUCGGUGGCUUGCUGUCUGUCCUCUUGUCGUUCUUGGAUGUGAAGAACGUAAUUCUUGGUAAAUCGCACUAUGUGCUGUUUAACCUGGUAUCUGCAAUGCAGCCUAGAAUGCUUGUCACGUUUGACACAGACCUACGUCCUUUGCCAGUCUCUGUCCGAGUUGGCCAGGCGGUUGAUGUGGUUGGCCAAGCAGGAAAGCCCAAGACAAUAACAGGAUUUCAAACUCACACCACUCCUGUGCUGCUUGCGUAUGGAGAACGAGCAGAGUUAGCCACAGAAGAAUACAUUUCGCUCGCGCCGAUAAUGGAGGGUUUUGUCAUCUUGAAAAAGAAUCCAGAAUACGAAAAGGCAGAGAGCUAAAUUGCCGAGACAUGGGUGGCACGUUUGUAAAUAAACUUUACAACCGGUAAUAGACUGCCGAGUAACAGACCUCUUCAGUGCGACAGUGAGAGUGCUAAAACUACUGGAGAACUUUCUUUCACCUUAGGAAGCAGCAAAAAUAUGUUAGUCAACUUCCAACAAUGAAGAAUGCUUUUGCAAAAUAAAAUCUUAUUUCACCCGUG